UAUCUCCUAUGACAUUUUAGAGCAUAAAGGAGUGUAUCUUAAGCAAACAAGUCAGACUAAAACCAUGUUAUCUUGAAAGUGAAUAUUUGUGUACUAGCUUGUGAGUGUCGUAAGGAUAUAUGCAUAUACUAUUGAACAAUGGGAGGAAGCAGUAGCAAAGAAGCAGACAAUGACAGUAGCAGGUGUAUGACGUGCAAAGUUGAUGGAGUUGAAAAAGAAGCUGGGGCUUUCUGUAUGAAUUGUGCUGAAUCUUUGUGCACAGACUGUGUUCGUGAUCAUCGUAAAAAUAAAGCUUCGCGAAACCAUAUUAUACAAGAGGGUACUUAUAAUGAUUUAGUUGUUUUAAAGUCUAUAAAAUCGAUGGUUUCUUGUUCAGAACACCCAGAGGAAGAAGUUUUAAUAGAAUGUAAAGAUCACGUGAAGUUCAUGUGUCGAAAGUGUCAUUUUGCUAAUCAUAUAAAUUGCAAUGUUAGAGAGUUAGGGAGUGAAAUUUCAGAUGGAUCUGUAAAUAACGUGACGGAUGAAUUAAAAGAAGUUCAUGCGGCAACAGUGUGUGCGAGAGAAUGCAAAGAAGAAAAAAUUAAAAUGCUCCUCGAUAAACAAAACGCACUAAAGCAAGAAAGAGAUCUUAUUAUAAAUACGUUUGACAGCCUAAAUAAGGAUUUAGAAAAUGAAAUUGAAAAUCUUGUUUUAAAAGAAAAAGAUGUGUUAGAAAGUGACAUUGAUGAAUGCAAAGCCCAUGAAAAAGAAUUAAAUUUGAACAAAGAAUUUAUUCAAAAGGUUUUGCAAACGGGCAAUUCUGUUUGGACUGAAGUUGUUAACGAUGCUGUGAGAAAGAAAACAAAACAGUUAAAAGAAAACAUAAAUGUGCUAAGCAAUAAAAAGGCCAGCAAUCUGAAUUUUAAACCAAGUGAAACCUUUCUGGCAUUGAAACAAAUGUCUUCUCUUGGAAAGAUAGAAAUGAUUCGCGAGAGUGGUCUACAAACUCCAGUCGUACAUGAUGUUGAAGUUAACUUGAAUUUCAGCAGUGAUGCUGUGGAAGACACAAAAGGUUCAACGUGCGUAAGCCAAACAGAUAUUUGUGAAGUUCCUGGACAUAAAAAUCGACGGUCAUAUCGCAAAAGACAAGGCAAGAAAAAUAGCAAAUAAAUGUACAACGCUUAAUAGCUUAUAAUAAACUGCGAUUGAUUGAAGAACAUAUCGGUGUUCAGAUAGUGCAAGAUUGUAUUUCUGUCAUAUGAAGAAACUUUAUUACAUCAAUUAAAAUAAAUCAUCAUGCUGACAGUUUAAAUCAGUAAUAUUUUCAAAAUUAAGAUAAAUGAUUUUCCAUCAUACUCACAUUACAAACAUACACAAGUCUGUCCUAAACAUAGUUUCAAUCACUUUGCUUUAUUUGUUCAGAUAUUAAGAUAGACUGUAAUGACUGAAAUGAAAGUAUUCAAAUCAUAAUGUAUGAUCAUAUGCUAUAUUCAAUUAGCUGAUAAGCUAUAAUUUUGUAAAUAUCAAUUUUCGUUUGAUAAAUAAUAAUCAUAUGUUUGCAAGUCUUAUCAUAGUAUAAUCACGAAAUGGCAGUCAAAUGGAAAUGGCCCAGCUGUAGAGUUGAAGUCAAAAAAAAUAUUUUCAAAAUAUUUGCCAUUUUACCGAAACAAGGUCAAUGCCUAUGAGUCUUAUGAAAUGCGCAGCAAUGACGUUACUUUGAUUAUUGUAGGUGAACUGAAAUUGUCUUAGGCGACAAUAAAUAAAUAAUAUUUUACCAAACGACACUCUUUGAAUCACCUUACACAGGUAUGAAUAUAGUGACGACAGCAUAGGAAUUAUCAGACUUAUAAAACAAAUUCCGGGUUAUUAUACGUCCGUAAUAUAAACUUAGUCUUAAUGAGUAAGGUAUCCGCUUUACAAAUAAACAAAAUAUAUAACAAUUAAACAAAUUACUAGCACAUGCAUACAUGUAUCUAAGGAAGCAGUAUAAAAGGAACCAUAAUAAUGAGUUGUACGUUGUGAAAACGUCAUUAGCGUUGGUGUAAACAAACUCAAAGUUUUGAAUGUUUAACGCUACACACAAUACAUGUACAAAGUCGAUACCGAUUGACUCAUUAUGUGAAUGUUUCCUCGUAUCAUGAGAAGUCCUUUUGCAAGGGAAAAGGGGGAAAUGAUAUAUCCAACGCUUGAAUGAUGUCAAAUUGGAGUAUAAAGUUCUUUGAGUUUGAAAUUAGGUUCUGGUGACAUUUUUGACAAGA
Messenger RNA from Ruditapes philippinarum (Manila clam), 2237 nucleotides. Its product is annotated as E3 ubiquitin-protein ligase TRIM33-like. Lineage: Eukaryota; Metazoa; Mollusca; Bivalvia; Venerida; Veneridae. Gene Ontology annotation, molecular function: zinc ion binding. The transcript is spliced from 2 exons. The coding region runs from base 139 to 1149 and encodes 336 amino acids. The record is from RefSeq and is a predicted model, not a curated record.